Molecule: messenger RNA, 393 nt
Organism: Hemisphaericaspora subhashii
Lineage: Eukaryota; Fungi; Ascomycota; Pichiomycetes; Serinales; Debaryomycetaceae
Exons: 2
Coding region: 1-393 (130 amino acids)
Source: RefSeq, a predicted model, not a curated record
AUGAAUAGAUGUGCUGGAGGUUUGAUUGGAGGUGGUGGAUAUUGGAGCUUGGAUUUUGAGGUGGUGGUGGAAGAAUUCGAAUGGAUGUGGGAGGAUUUGAAUGGAGGUAGAGGAGAUUUGGAGGUUUAUUUUGAAGUGGCGACAGGAUUUGAUAUGGUAAUGGAAGAGUUCGAAUGGAUAAAAGAAGAGGUCAUCGAAAGAGGUGGUAAUUUUGAUGGUGAACCUCAGAUAUCCAAGAGAUAUCCCGGUCUGUGUGGUAGAAUCAUCAGUUGGAAAACUAUUACUACCAUUCUCAAAACUUUCCAAUAUCAAGACAUAGAAGGAACAUCUGAGGUUAUUUCUGAAACUCAUGAAGGACCAACUGAGGUUAUUUGUGGAAAUACUCAAAGUUAA